AUGACCUUUCUUCAAUACCUCAGCGCGCGGACGGGGCUGAUGCCCAUCCCGCCAGCAGUGCCUGAUGCCCCGCCUGCCUUCUACGAGGAAGAGGAAACCAUCAUCGAAGCCCCGGACCUGCAGUGUCCAGAGCCCGUCUUGAUAGUGGACGCUGACAGGAUUCACGACGACAGAAACGCGAGGAAAGCCCGCCAACGAGCCACCAUUCGAGGUGGCCCGAACAAUGGCCUCGCCCUACGACAGUAUGCCGAGGCGACCCUGGGUGGCGGCAGUCUGCGCAAGGCCGUGAAGCUCCCCGAAGGAGAGGACGAGGAUGAGUGGCUUGCGGUCAACAGCGUCCCUUUCCCCAAGAGCUUCCCGUCGCUGGUGCGUCAGAUUUUCAAGCGCAUGUACCGUGUCUACGCGCACAUUUACUGCCACCACUACGCCGUCAUCCGCGAGCUGGGGCUCGAGCCGCACCUCAAUACGAGCUUCAAGCAGUACGUGCUCUUUGUGGACGAGCACAAGCUGGACUCGGGUAAGGACUUUUAUGGCCCGCUUAGUGACCUCGCCGCGAAGAUGAUUGAGAGCGACUGA
Verticillium alfalfae VaMs.102 is the source of this 576-nucleotide messenger RNA. Its product is annotated as maintenance of ploidy protein mob1. The record is from RefSeq and is a predicted model, not a curated record. Gene Ontology annotation, cellular component: cytoplasm; nucleus. Gene Ontology annotation, biological process: signal transduction; cell division; positive regulation of protein phosphorylation. Gene Ontology annotation, molecular function: protein kinase activator activity. The transcript has 2 exons. Lineage: Eukaryota; Fungi; Ascomycota; Sordariomycetes; Glomerellales; Plectosphaerellaceae. Bases 1 to 576 code for a protein of 191 amino acids.